AUGACGACAAUGGAGACAUAUCACGGCAUGGUCAAGACACCUGCCGACGCCAUCAAACUUUUCGAGGCUUGCCGACUGGGACUUUUGCCUAGAGUUCAAAGAAGAUUGUCCGAAAAGGAACGCCAACAGAUUCGAUCCGGGUCGGUUUAUGUCUGGGAUGAGAGGGAAGCUGGCAUGCGGAGGUGGACUGAUGGAAAGUCAUGGAGCGCCAGCCGUGUGUCUGGGAGUUUUUUGACAUACCGCGAGAUGGAAGGCAAGCGAGGGAAUGGU
Podospora anserina S mat+ is the source of this 270-nucleotide messenger RNA. RefSeq lists its product as uncharacterized. The record is from RefSeq and is a predicted model, not a curated record. The annotation marks the transcript as partial. Gene Ontology annotation, molecular function: DNA binding. Lineage: Eukaryota; Fungi; Ascomycota; Sordariomycetes; Sordariales; Podosporaceae. The transcript has a single exon.